This is a messenger RNA of Equus caballus (horse), 6484 nucleotides long. NCBI's taxonomy places the organism in Eukaryota, Metazoa, Chordata, Mammalia, Perissodactyla, Equidae. The record is from RefSeq and is a predicted model, not a curated record.
GCGGCCCCGGAGGUUUCACUGCACAACAAGAUGGCGGCGGCGGCGGCGAGCGGAGCUGGCGGGGCUGCCGGGGCCGGGGCGGGGGGAGCCGGGCCGGCGGGCCGCCUGCUGCCUCCGCCCGCCCCGGGGCCCCCGGCCGCCCCCGCUGCCGGGCCCCCGGCGGCUGGCCCGCCGCGUCCCCCAGCGCCGGCCUCCCGCGGGCCGGUGCCUGCCCGCAUCGGCUACUACGAGAUCGACCGCACCAUCGGCAAGGGCAACUUCGCCGUGGUCAAGCGGGCCACGCACCUCGUCACCAAGGCCAAGGUUGCCAUCAAGAUCAUAGACAAGACCCAACUGGAUGAAGAAAACUUGAAGAAGAUUUUCCGGGAAGUUCAAAUUAUGAAGAUGCUUUGCCACCCCCAUAUCAUCAGGCUUUACCAGGUUAUGGAGACAGAACGGAUGAUUUAUCUGGUGACAGAAUAUGCUAGUGGAGGGGAAAUAUUUGACCACCUGGUGGCCCAUGGUAGAAUGGCAGAGAAGGAGGCCCGUCGGAAGUUCAAACAGAUCGUCGCAGCCGUCUAUUUUUGUCACUGUCGGAACAUUGUUCAUCGUGAUCUAAAAGCUGAAAAUUUGCUUCUGGAUGCCAAUCUGAAUAUCAAAAUAGCAGAUUUUGGCUUCAGUAACCUCUUCACUCCUGGGCAGCUGCUGAAGACCUGGUGUGGCAGCCCUCCCUAUGCUGCACCAGAACUCUUUGAAGGAAAAGAAUAUGAUGGGCCCAAAGUGGACAUCUGGAGCCUUGGAGUCGUCCUCUAUGUGCUUGUGUGCGGUGCCCUGCCGUUUGAUGGAAGCACACUGCAGAAUCUGCGGGCCCGGGUGUUGAGUGGAAAGUUCCGCAUCCCAUUUUUUAUGUCCACAGAGUGUGAGCACUUGAUCCGCCACAUGCUGGUGUUAGACCCGAACAAGCGCCUCUCUAUGGAGCAGAUCUGCAAGCACAAGUGGAUGAAGCUAGGGGACACCGAUCCCAACUUUGACAGGUUAAUAGCUGAAUGCCAACAACUAAAGGAAGAAAGACAAAUGGACCCCCUGAAUGAGGAUGUCCUCCUAGCCAUGGAGGACAUGGGACUGGACAAAGAGCGGACACUACAGUCGUUAAGAUCAGAUGCCUAUGAUCACUAUAGUGCAAUCUAUAGCCUGCUGUGUGAUCGACAUAAGAGACACAAAACCCUGCGUGUCGGAGCACCUCCUAGCAUGCCCCGAGCCAUGGCCUUUCAAGCCCCGGUCAGUAUCCAGGCCGAACAGGCUGGUACCACGAUGAACAUCAGUGUUCCCCAGGUGCAGCUGAUCAACCCAGAGAACCAAAUUGUGGAGCCGGAUGGAGCAGUGAACUUGGACAGUGAUGAGGGUGAAGAGCCUUCCCCUGAAGCGUUGGUCCGCUAUUUGUCAAUGAGGAGGCACACAGUGGGUGUGGCUGACCCACGCACGGAAGUUAUGGAAGACCUGCAGAAGCUCCUACCUGGCUUUCCUGGAGUCAGCCCGCAGGCCCCGUUCCUGCAGGUGGCCCCUAACAUGAACUUCAUGCACAACCUGUUGCCCAUGCAAAAUUUGCAACCAACUGGGCAGCUUGAGUACAAGGAGCAGUCCCUGUUACAGCCGCCCACCCUACAGCUGCUGAAUGGAAUGGGCCCCCUUGGCCGGAGGGCAUCAGAUGGAGGAGCCAACAUCCAGCUACAUGCCCAGCAGCUGCUGAAGCGCCCACGGGGACCCUCUCCUCUUGUCACCAUGACACCAGCAGUGCCAGCAGUUACCCCUGUGGACGAGGAGAGCUCGGAUGGGGAGCCAGAUCAGGAGGCUGUGCAGAGGUACUUGGCAAAUAGGUCCAAAAGACAUACACUGGCCAUGACCAACCCUACAGCUGAGAUCCCACCGGACCUACAACGGCAGCUAGGACAGCAGCCUUUCCGUUCCCGGGUCUGGCCCCCUCACCUGGUACCUGAUCAGCAUCGCUCUACCUACAAGGACUCCAACACCCUGCACCUCCCCACGGAGCGUUUCUCCCCUGUGCGCCGGUUCUCAGAUGGGGCUGCAAGCAUCCAGGCCUUCAAAGCUCACCUGGAAAAAAUGGGCAACAACAGCAGCAUCAAACAAUUGCAGCAGGAGUGUGAGCAGCUGCAGAAGAUGUACGGGGGGCAGAUUGAUGAGAGAACCCUGGAGAAGACCCAGCAGCAGCAUAUGUUAUACCAGCAGGAGCAGCACCAUCAAAUUCUCCAGCAACAAAUUCAAGAUUCUAUCUGUCCCCCUCAGCCUUCACCACCUCUUCAGGCUGCGUGUGAAAAUCAGCCAGCCCUCCUCACCCACCAACUCCAGAGGUUAAGGAUUCAGCCUUCAAGCCCACCCCCGAACCACCCCAACAACCAUGUCUUCAGACAGCCCAGUAAUAGUCCUCCCCCCGUGAACAGUGCCAUGAUCCAGCCUCACGGUGCUGCAUCUCCUUCCCAGUUUCAAGGCUUACCCUCCCGCAGUGCAAUCUUCCAGCAACAGCCUGAGAACUGUUCCCCUCCUCCCAAUGUGGCACUAACCUGCUUAGGCAUACAGCAGCCUACCCAGUCACAGCAGGUGACCAUCCAAGUACAGGAGCCCGUUGACAUGCUCAGCACCAUGCCUGGGACAGCUGCAGCCCCUGCUGGGCGGGGCAUCUCCAUUAGCCCCAGUGCCAGUCAGAUUCAGAUGCAGCAUCGUACCAACCUGAUGGCCACCUUCAGCUACGGGCACCGGCCCUUGUCCAAGCAGCUGAGCGCUGACAGUGCAGAGGCCCACAGCUUGAACGUGAAUCGGUUCUCCCCUGCUAACUACGACCAGGCGCAUUUACACCCCCAUCUGUUUUCGGACCAGUCCCGGGGUUCCCCCAGCAGCUACAGCCCUUCAACAGGAGUGGGGUUCCCUCCAACCCAAGCCCUGAAAGUCCCUCCACAUGACCAAUUCCCCACCUUCCCUCCCAGUGCACAUCAGCAGCCACCGCACUAUACCACGUCGGCACUACAGCAGGCCCUGCUGUCCCCCACGCCGCCAGACUAUACAAGGCACCAGCAAGUACCCCACAUCCUUCAAGGACUGCUCUCUCCCCGACAUUCGCUCACUGGCCACUCGGACAUUCGGCUGCCCCCAGCAGAGUUUGCACAGCUCAUUAAAAGGCAGCAGCAGCAGCGACAGCAGCAGCAGCAACAGCAGCAGCAAGAGUACCAAGAAUUGUUCAGGCAUAUGAACCAGGGGGAUGCUGGGAGUCUGGCUGCCAAUCUUGGGGGACAGAGUAUGACAGAGCGCCAGGCUUUACCGUAUCAAAAUGCUGACUCGUAUCACCACCACCAUACCAGCCCCCAGCAUCUUCUACAAAUCAGGGCGCAAGAAUGUAUCUCACAGGUUUCCUCACCCACCCCGACCCAUGGUUAUGCUCACCAGCCGGCACUCAUGCAUUCAGAGAGCAUGGAAGAGGAGUGCUCGUGUGAGGGGGCCAAGGAUGGCUUUCCAGACAGGAAGAGUUCAAAUACAUUGACCAAAGGUUGCCAUGACAGCCCCCUGCUCUUGAGUACUGGCGGACCUGGGGACCCUGAAUCUUUACUAGGAACUGUGAGUCAUGUACAGGAACUGGGGAUGCAUCCGUACCGACAUCAGCCAACUGCUGCUUUCAGUAGAAAUAAGGUGUCCAGCCGAGCUAGUACUCUUGUGCUCCUAAGGGAAAAAGAAUUCCUAAGACCUUCAGGACCUUCUAGGGGAGAAGCAUGUAGAAAGAGGGUAUUGAUAGAGUCUGUCAUAGGGAACUGCAUGGAUAGAAGUUCUCCAGGACAAGCAAUGGAGCUGCCAGAUCACAAUGGACUUGGGUACCCAGCACGCCCCUCAGUCAGUGAACACCACAGGCCCCGGACCCUCCAGAGACACCACACGAUUCAGAACAGCGACGAUGCUUACGUGCAACUAGAUAACUUGCCCGGAAUGAGUCUCGUGGCCGGGAAAGCACUUAGUUCCGCACGGAUGUCAGAUGCAGUUCUCAGUCAGUCCUCACUCAUGGGGAGUCAGCAGUUUCAGGAUGGGGAAAAUGAGGAGAGCGGGCAGAGUCUAGGAGGCCAUGAGCACUCAGACCUCACUGAUGGCAGCCAGCAUUUAAACUCCUCUUGCUAUCCAUCAACGUGUAUUACAGACAUUCUGCUCAGCUACAAGCACCCCGAGGUCUCCUUCAGCAUGGAACAGGCAGGCGUGUAACAGGAAAUGGAGAGUCUGUGUACAGCUCGCAGAUGAAGAGGCUGACUUUAAACCAACAGUAUCUAGCAGCAUUGCACCAAAUUGCCAUUGUGUUUCUCUCCACCCAGAACGUCAUGGCUCCUUUCCUCACAUUUGGUUCAUCAGUGUGCUGUUCUUUGGGUUCUGAGGGGGUUUUGCCAUGUUUGCUUGUAUGACCAAGUCACCAAGGAAAUAAACAGGAAAUCCAUGUUCGCCACCUUUUGUGAAAGCGUAUUUGGUGUAUUUGAGUUGGUGCUUUGGUUUGGUUUGGGUUGGGUUUUGGUUUGUUUUUGUUUUGCUUUGUUUUGUUUUUGAUAUGUUUUCUUUUGGAGGUGAUUUUCUUUCGUUUCUCCUUUUUUUUUCUUUCUUUUUCUUUUCGUUUUUGGGACAGAAAGGCAAAGCAGUUAGAGUACAGAGGCAGGGGACCCACAGCCUCUCCCCUCCCAGCCUCCGCCCACAGAGCACCCUCCAGGCCUCAGCAUUGCUCCUCCGAGGAAGCACAUUCUAAAGGAUAACAUCUUCUGGAAUCACAGUGGCUGGGAAAGUGAAAGAAGAAGGGUGAUGGCCCAUGGGACUUGGAGAGCAAAACGUUGAACCUGGGGAGGUCUUUACUGCUGGGAUCACUGAAGGACAUGUCUUGCCCAGCCAGGAUCAUAUCAGAACAUUAGCGUGGAGGCUGAGGGUGACCUGGCGUUGGUGGGCUGCCGGUCAGAAUGUCUCAGUGAGAGCCUGCUCUGCUCUAUAACUCAGCUCCCCGGCUGUCACAUGGCAAGUUGGUUGCCUUUGCCAUCCUACUGGUUCCAACCAUGGACUGAACACCCAAUAGUGGUGCAUUAUGCUUUUUGUGUCACCUUUCAUCCUCAUUUUAUAUUGUGCUAUAAAAAGGAUUGUCUUCAUAUAUAUAUAUAUAUAUAUAUAUAUAUAUAUAUAUAUAUAUACACACAUAUAUAUGUGUGUGUAUAUAUCUAUAUAUGCCUUUCCCUUUCAGCCUCUUUGUCACAAGCAAGAAGAAUAGGAGGUUGUCUUGGGUCCUGCCUCUCUCCUAACCUUCUCCUCCUCCGUGGGCAUCCUCAGCCCCUAUUUUAAUUCUUUAUCAUGUAGGAAUUGUUUUUGGUAAAUGUUGAUAUUAUUAUUAUUAUUAUUAUUAUUAUUAAUAAAUAAAAACAAAAGGAAUUUUUGUUUUAAAGAGAAAUGUUUAACCAGAUUCUGUUCUAUUUGAAUUGUGACUUGCACCUUUUGUUCAAAGUAUUUUAUUUAGACAUUGUAAUUGUGACCAGUUCUUACUUGUGCCAGUGACAGAAAUAGUGGUCUCCUUUCCCCAGUUGAAGCAGUGCAUAUGCAAUAGCUAUUGUGUCACUAUCUUUAUUUUUCUUCACUGUUAGAAACCAAAGUCUUCUCUGCUGGCUGGGGGCUGACAGAGGAUCUGGGUUAUCUCCUUCUGAUCUUCAAAACAAGAAAGAGAAGUUAAAUAUUCUGACUCUUGAUCUUUUUUUCUCAUAAAGGAGAGUAAAAGGUCCCCAGUCUCCUCCUAGUCUUUCAUCCUGAAUUUGCACAGAAGAAAGCGGGUGCCCAGCAUGGCCAUCCUGAUGUCGCUGACGGGAUCCCCAUGCAGCUUGUCCUUCUCACUGAUAUUGGCAGCUCAGCUCCUGGACCCAGUAUCCCUCGAGUGGAUUUCUGCAGAGCAAGAGUCUUUCUUGGGAUCUUUUCCAUGGUCCCCAAUCUCCCCUCCACUUAGCGGGGCCACCAACUACUCACCAGAAGGAGGCUACCAAGAAAGCCCUAACAGCUACUUUUUGACUUCUCUGGGCUUUUUCCAACUCCGAUGCCCCCCAACUGCGCCCCUACCCCCAUGCUCAGCCUGUUCCGUUUUCAUGGUACUGUAUUGAUGGAAGAGCAGACUGCCACCUCCAGCAACCACCCAGAUGAAAGCCAGUGAGCCUAUUAACCGUGCCAUCUUGCGAACUACACUUUUAAAAAAUCAUUGCUUUGUAUUGUAGUAACCAAUAUGCGCAGUAUAUGUUGAAUGUAUAUGGAUAUACUUUCCUAUUUCUGUUCUUUGAAAAUGUCAGAAGUAUUUUUUCUUUCUCAUUUAUGUUGAACUAAAAAAGGAUUAAAAAAAAUCUCCAGACCCAAGUUGCAGUAAGACCUUUAGUCCUUUCUUUGUGGGCACUUAACAACUUAGUAACUUAGUUGGACAGUAGGGGAUUGUGAAAAUAAAAACCUGAUUACGAUCUUA